Molecule: messenger RNA, 3259 nt
Organism: Polistes dominula (European paper wasp)
Lineage: Eukaryota; Metazoa; Arthropoda; Insecta; Hymenoptera; Vespidae
Gene: sm
Product: heterogeneous nuclear ribonucleoprotein L
Biological process (GO): mRNA processing
Cellular component (GO): nucleus
Molecular function (GO): RNA binding
Source: RefSeq, a predicted model, not a curated record
AUUUAUCAUUGUAGUUAUUCAUUUAUAUCAAACCAUCCACCAAGCAACUACUUAUCCAUGCUACGUUAUUUAGCUUGUAGUAUGAGGAUUAUAUUGGUUACGAACGAAUAUCCGGUCGAAUAAUCAACGUCGUAGUUUUCAUGGUCGUCGCUACUCUGCCGGUACACACAUCGAUCGUUACUGGUGGUUACAGUCCGGAUAGUAACGAUCUUCUUUCUAUUCGAAAUGACGCGCCGAUAAAGAAAUUACCGAGUUACGUGCGUCGUCUCUCUCGGGAUUAUCUUCCGACGAUUUCGAUCGAUUAUCGCAAAUUCGAAAAAGUUUGACCAAAAAUCCCGUGAUGGCCUUCUCUUCGUAUACCGGUUCGGAUCAAUACUUUCGUCAACCACUUGACAAAAGAAAAGCCCGUGGAGAAUGGAAAGCUUUCUCGAAUCAUGAGUAUAGUGGAUAUGGAGAUGAGCCACGGCGUAAAAGAGAGGAUAAUAAUAAGCCGAAUCACGUUCUCCUAUUUACAAUCAUCAAUCCAGUGUAUCCUAUUACUGUGGAAGUUCUUCAUGCCAUCAGUGCGCCCAGCGGGCAAGUUCAACGCAUCGUUAUCUUCAAGAAGAACGGCGUUCAAGCCAUGGUGGAGUUCGACUCUGUAGAUUCAGCCACAAGAGCAAAAGAAACGCUUCACGGAGCAGACAUAUAUUCUGGAUGCUGCACUUUAAAAAUUGACUUUGCUAAGCCGACGAAACUCAACGUUUACAAGAACGAUGCUGAGAGCUGGGACUACACAACUCCUACUUUGGGAUCGACCGCGCAUAAGAACGAUGCGACGGGUAACGGAAGGCCGGCGCCCCUCUUGGCAGAACCCAGAUACGGUGCCGCGCCCCAACCAUACGGAUCUACACCACAAGUGACAUUUCCACCCGGUGCUGGCCACGAUCGUUACGAGGAAACCUUCAAUGGACCCGCAACUUACGCGGAACCAUAUGUGGAACGUUAUGGGCUUAAAAGUGAAUUCAGUGGUCGAGAACCAUUACAUCCUACACCACCUCGGCCUGGUUACGUACCUACUUUAGGACAAACCCCACCAUCCAGCACGCAAGGAUCUGUAAUGAUGGUCUACGGUUUACAACCGGACAAAGUCAACACAGAUAAAUUGUUCAACUUAUUCUGUCUUUAUGGAAAUGUUACAAAGGUAAAGUUUUUAAAAACAAAAGAGGGAUGUGCCAUGAUACAAAUGGGCGACAGUAUAGCUGUUGAAAGAUGCCUUCAAAACUUGAACAAUGUGACGAUUGGUACAGACGGUAGACUGCAACUUGGAUUUUCUAAACAAGCCUUUCUUUCGGACGUAACUAAUCCAUACAUUUUGCCAGACAAAACGGCUAGUUUUAAAGAUUUUACAGGAAGCAAAAACAACAGGUUUUUAAAUCCAGCAAUGGCCAAUAAGAACAGAAUACAGCCACCAUCAAAGAUAGUGCACUUUUUCAACACGCCACCAGAUUUAACGGAGGAAACGGUUAAUCGCGUUUUUGUUGAGCGUGGUAUCGAGGCACCAACGACAGUGAAAUUGUUUCCACUUAAGUCAGAACGAUCCUCUUCAGGCCUAAUCGAGUUCAGUAGCGUCGGUAUAGCAGUAGCUGCAAUUAUGGAAUGUAACCAUACAGCAUUAGAAAAUAGCAACGGCAAAUUUCCUUACAUCAUGAAGCUGUGCUUUUCUUCCUCUCGCACUAUACCUACCAGUUUCCCACCAAGCAGUGGCAGCGUUUCGAGCAAUUCUGCCGGAAAUGGCCACGUCAAAAUGCAGCAGGACUCGGAAUAGAACGGCGAGGUCCAGGGCCAGCAGCGUCAGCGCCAGCGCCAGCGCCCCUCUCUCGCCCUGCACCCGUUGUGUGCCCCCGUUGCGACGAGCACGGCCCUGCACCCAGCCACAGCGAUCACCCUAUCCCCGGUUUUGCCACCACCGCCGGUUCCUCCUCCUUUGCCACCUGCUUGUCUUCUAAUAGCAACACCAACCUUAUAUCCAACUGUUCCACCUCCCCCACCACCUCCUCUGCCGACCUUCUGGCCCUACUGAUGAGAAUCACUAAAGGACAUCUCAGCUAGUCUGCGGAAAUCUAAUCCGUGAUGUUCUCGUUCUUGGAAUCAUCAUCAUAGUCAUCUUCACCAGCUCGUAAAACGCUGCUAUCCCGUGGGUAGUAGAAGCUUAUUAAGUUCGAUCGGGGACGAGAUCAAAGCGGAACAUCGGACAGCAGGAGAAAUAGGAGGAUAAGCAGGAGGAUCAGGGGAUGAGGAGAGAAGGAGGAGAGACAGUGUGAAAAGAUCGGCGCGGUCUACGGACGAACAAGGGGUAGCUGGUUGCAUCAUGAAAACAAAUAAAAGGAUAACGAGCAGACGCGUGUGUGUGUGUGUGUACGUGCGUACUUGUUGAUACACAAUCGGCGUACCGUAAAAGCCUCCUGUGUGUUGAUGUCUCCUCGAAACGCCACGUUUGUUGUAUUCUAUCGAUGAUAUAUAUACAUAUAUACAUAUAUGUAUAAACAUAUAUAUAUAUAUAUAUCUUCUACUGAUGAAAACGUGGUCAGCUACAGAAAAAUAUAAAAAAAAUAAAAAAGAAAUAAAGAAGGAAAGCGACGAAACGAAAAUAAUCGGGAGGCCUGCACGCGGACCAAAGCAAAUUCAAUCCAAUUAAUUUUAUCUUUUUUUUUUUGUCUUUAUAAUUUUAAUCUCAGUUUGAAAUUUUCCUACAAUUCCUUAUCAUUUUUCUUAUCAUCGCUCGCGAAUUACAUAUCAAUGAGAAAGUUAGGAGAUGUAAUAUAGGAUCGCGAGAAAAAUAAUACGAAGAAAGACGACGACGCUUGGUGUUGUUUAGGUUGUGCGAUCCCUCACGAUGGAACGCUUUAUUUACGCGUUUUACAUCGAAGAGUUAAUAAACGCCCUCGCAACAUCAUCAACAACAACGACGACCAGAACAACAACAUCUACUACAAUAACAAGAUAUCUCGCACGCGUGCUGUUUUAAUUCAUGACUCCUCCACCAUCACAACUACCACCACAACCACCGUCAUCACUACCACCACCAUCACCACCACCACCACAACCAAUCAAUCAACUCCUAUCCAUCGCCCACCGAAAGUUCACUGAUUUUGCUGCUGAAUAAUCGUUCCUCAAUGACCGUUACAAAAUAUUUAUGGGAUCCAAUAAGUCCGAGAUUAAUUUCUCCCCCCAUUGACCACUGUGUAACGAUGGGAUACAAUUAUUAAAUUGAACGUUU